Toxotes jaculatrix (banded archerfish) is the source of this 2534-nucleotide messenger RNA. RefSeq lists its product as uncharacterized. Lineage: Eukaryota; Metazoa; Chordata; Actinopteri; Toxotidae. Bases 97 to 1425 code for a protein of 442 amino acids. Gene Ontology annotation, biological process: humoral immune response; positive regulation of canonical NF-kappaB signal transduction. The record is from RefSeq and is a predicted model, not a curated record. The transcript has 10 exons.
GAAUGCUUCCUGUUUGCCUCAGAACAGGUUUGAGCUGUGGCUGAGGGAUAAGCAGCGUCAAGAGAAGGGCAGCAGACAUUCUUCCACGGUGACAAAAUGGACUCUUUCAAAGGACCUUGUCCUCAUCAGACUGUUCCUGUUGAGAUGGAUGAGAGCAUGACGUCCUCCAGUCUGGAUUUGGUCUGGCCUCCCUCUUGUAAACAAUGCAGUGGACAUAAAGAGACCAGCAACAGGCCACAGGACUAUGGCUGCGAGCCACCUGGGGGAGCAUAUCAGACAGACAAAGGACAGAGGACACUUUCUGAGAGCCAGUACCAGCAUGAAAACAGAGCUGCCUGUAGCACUCCUCCAGAACCUUGCUUCAUACCCAAAACACACCCAGGACACAUGAAUGCCCAACUCCCUGCAGUUAUUUGGCCUCAUGGGUUGAGAGAGCAGGCACCGCUGCGUGAGUGGGACCGAAUGGAUAACCACAGUAGAGGCUCUGUGGGCCCUUCGCACGGGGUCCUGAACUUUUCUGUGGGGGAGGCAGAAUGCUUGGAGGCCCCUCUCCCGCUCGUGUCUGACGUUAACUGCCCCUACUCUGUCCCAUCACAGUACCCUGCUGUCCUUAUGCCUGCUCAGCAGCGCCCCAAUCCAAAGCAGGCAAACUAUCUCAGACACUGUGCGUGCUGCCCUCCGACAAACCUGCGGCAUCACAAUUAUAAUUAUCAUUAUAAGAACGAUUACCUGGCAGAUCCACACCACGAGUCUCAGCGCCACCAACAGCCCAGGAAUCCCUCACAAAACAGGCUGCACCUGAAAGAUGCCCAUGAGCCCGUGCCUCGGAGCGUGCUGCCUCCCAGAGAUGUGAUGCAUGAGGUCAGCGUGGAUUUCUCUGGCCAGCCAGGACCUGCCACGAGGGAGAUCAGGAAGACCAUCAGCCUACCUGAGGAGUGUAGGAAUGUUUUCAUCACAUAUUCAGUGGACACAGCCGAAGAAAUUAUUCUCUUCACCAAAUUUCUGAAUGAUCAGGGAUUCAAACCAGCAAUUGAUAUUUUUGACAACCCAAUCCGAAGAAUGGGCAUCACCAAAUGGAUGGACAGGUAUCUGAACGAUAAAUCAGUGCUCAUCAUUGUGGUCAUCAGCCCCAAGUACAAGGAGGACGUGGAGGGAGAUGGAGAUGACGACCACGGCCUGCACACGAAAUACAUUCACAAUCAGAUCCAAAAUGAAUUCAUCCAACAAGGCUGCCUGAACUUCAGACUGGUACCUGUACUGUUUCCCAAUGCAACUAAAAGACAUGUCCCCACCUGGCUCCAGAGCACCAGGAUCUACCGCUGGCCUCAGGACACCCAGGACCUGCUGCUGCGCCUGCUCAGGGAGGAGCGCUACAUCAUCCCGGGACGGGUGUCGGACCUCACCCUAACUGUUCGUCCCCUCUGAGAACAACGACAAGUGACAGACACGUGGGAAAAAAUACGCAAUUUAAAGAAAAAAGGUUUGGCAGUAAGUUAUAAGUUAUUAACGUCUGACACUGGGACGCCGUUAACCUGUUAGACCAGUAACUGCUGACUACUGACUCAUGUUUCAAUCAAACCAACGCAUGGUUGCCAUAUUUUCUGACAGAGUCCCUCUCUGUUUGACUCUGUGUAUCAUAUUUUCUAUAGAUGUGAUACGCUUCCUAAUUCCUUCAACCACAUAUCAAACUUUGGGGAGGGCUCUCAGAUUUCCAGAGAGAUGAAGCCUCUUUAAAACAUGUUUUCUAUUUUGUAAUUUAGUUUUCAAUUAUUUUUUUUUUUUUAAUUUUUUAAAUUUAUAUAUCAUUUGCAAAUCUAAUGAAUCAGUUUAUGGCAGCUUCUUCAGAUUAAUCAAAUUAUUUAAAGUACAUUUAAAGUAAGCUAUAGCCUAUAAUUGUUCUAAUGCUGUACUCCACAGUACACCGUCGGUGUACUUGUUGGUAAAGCAUAUGAUUGACCAAAAGGUGGCAGCAUGUCCUGCUUAAUGAAAACACUCCCAGCCUUGGUGACCUCUUUAUGGCAACAGCUCUAAUUUCCAGUUAACAUUAGUUCAUGUUUUCACGUUGUGUCUGUUUGUUGGUUUAUUUGUUUGUUUAUUUAUCAGCAAGAUUAUGCAAAAAGUACCAAACCAGUUUGCACCAGGCUUGACUUGAUGGAGGGAUGGUCCAUGGUCCAGGGAAGAUCCCAUUACAUUUAGGUGCAGAUACCUAAAUGUAUCUGCACCUAAAUGUAAAUCACUUUCCUUAACAUUGCAAGAGAGGGCAUUUUUAUGUUUUCAUUAAUGUCUUAGGAAAUGAUGUUUGAAUCUUGAUGUAAAAAAAAAAAUCAGACAUAUUUACAGUGUUGAGUUUUAUGAGUUUGUACAAUGUGGUUCAGAUGCUGAGUCAGGUUAUCUGCAAAUGCUGAAUCUGGAUUGAGUUGUUCUUACUAUGUUUUAUGACAAAGAAAACAUUUAUGUUUUGAGACCUUUUUCCUUUUAUUUUACUCAUUGUAAGAAAAAAAAUGUUAUUUUGGACUAAAUGAACUGUUUUAACU